AAAAAUUAUUCAUUCCUCUGUGAGACAGCAUUCUGCAUAGAACUUCAUUCACAGUGACGGUUAUUUUUCAAAUUUUACGUUGGCGCGAGAAAAAAAACUCCUCGAGCCCCAGUUUUUUUCCAGAAUAUUUACUCAUUGGCUCAUCCGCUCAAAUGGGAGAUCCCGAGAAAUCAAGUUUACCACGAUCUGAGGGAACCAAUGCGCAGAAUUAUAGAGCAAUCGGCAAAACCAAACAUGUGGAAUAUUUGAAUAAUUGGAAGUUGCGAAAAAUUAAAUGCGAAUUGAUGGGUGGACAUCCCCAGACAGUGGCAGGAUACAAAUUCACAUUAAUAAUUGGAUUGACUUCGGUAAUUUUGGUAUCGAUCUUCAUCGGAUCAGUCAUCUAUACAUCAUUUCAAAGAGUUCCAGAAGUAAUUAGCACAUCACCAGAUCUCUCACCAGCGACUAUCCACUCCUAUGAUGAUCUAUCUGAGCUUCCCGUAUCAUUCAAUGGCGUUGUCUAUAGAAACGUUGACAAUAUAAUCGUAAGUGGCCCAAAAGAUCGUGGUCGUCGAUCAGCCAUUAAUGUGGAGGAGAAUGAAAUUGUAUCCGGCGACCGUGACACCGAAAAACACCAGACAGAAUAUGCCAAUCACAAGUCCACCUGUCAAGCACGCUUCCAUGCUUGUCAAGCAAUCCUCAAUAAUAUGCAGGCGUUGACAUCAACAGCUAGUGAGAGUAUAGAUACGCUGAAGGAUCUUUUGUCCUCUAUAAAUAAAACCAAAGGUGCCCUCUCGGAGUUUCUUCAGUGUGUCGAGUGUCAAAAUCUGGCGAAACCGAGAGGCAGUAAUAUAAAUCCACCUGCUAUGCCGGGAACGCCUCCAGAUACUUCAAGUUCGAUAAUCGAGAAUCUUCCAGCUGUGCUCAAUGUGGCUGGUCAGUCAGUUCAACCGCAUUUGAAUGUUAAAAUUCUUGACAAUUCUCCUGAAGGAAAACCUAAUCUGGAAGUCGACAGAAUGAUUACCACCAGUUUUACUGAACUACUCGAUAAGCCACGAGUCCCUGGGGUUCUCAAGGCUACUACUGUUCAGGAUGUACCGGUCAUUCAAAAACCAUCGAAAGAAAUGGUUCGAGAAGCAAAAAUUGAUGGACCAGUGAAGUACGAUGUUCCCUUGCUGCAAAACUUUCAAACUCAUGAGUAUCCGUCCGGUAUCUCAAGCGAUUUUCACAUCGGAGAGAGCCCCGAUCUACUUUCAGUCCAGGGACCCUCCCUAAUGGGUAAUUUUCCCAAAAUGAUGCAGGUUCAGUUCCGACCAAAUGAAAAUUACGACACCAAUCCUCCAGUGAUUCCAACAGCAGAAACUGUCAAAACUGACCAGCAAGUUCAGAUAAAUCCUCAACUACCCUUCAACAAAGGGGCUAUUUGUUUUUACAGCAAUCCACCGGUCCAGGUACCAACGGGAAUGCAAGUUCCCUUGGGUUUUCUCCAACCCUCAGCUUUUCCGUAUCCGUCUGGCACUGGUCAAUAUCAAGGUCCUGUUCAGUAUCCCCUGAGGGGUUUCUCCUUGCCAGAGCAGGGAUCCUCCAGUUUCCAAUCAGCGUCCGUACAAAACGGACCAUACGGAGAGACUUCGCAAAUUAAUUCAGGUGGAGGACAAGCCGGAAUUUGGUUGCCACCCACAGGGCCUGGACAGACCUUUCCGCGAACUAGUCCUCAACUUCAGCCCUAUUAUUGUCUUUUUAUACCAGCAACUGGUGUUCAACUCGCCGCAGCCCCUAACAUUCUCAGAAAUUCAGAUCUCAGUAGAAGCAAUUCUGAAAAUCGAAAGGCCGAAAUCGGGGUAUACAGAGCAAAGGAGUGGUAUGAUAACAACGUAUACUCAGGAUAUCCGAAAAAAUGUAAAGAAAAUCAACAUCUAUGCAUGGACGGUAGUAUAUGCAUUUCAAAAUUAGAAUGGUGCGAUGGACGUGUCAACUGUCCAGAUAGCAGUGACGAGAUGAGAUGCUCCUGUCAAGAAAGGAUUAAUAAAGAGAAACUCUGCGAUGGCUACUUUGACUGUCCUCGCGGUGAAGAUGAACUCGGCUGUUUCGGAUGCCCGCCGGAUUCAUUCAGCUGUCAGGAUUGGAACCGGCGCUUCAGACGGGAAAAUUGCGUUCCCAUGACACAACGAUGCGACGGGAUCACUCAAUGUCCGAACAAUAGGGACGAAAUUGAGUGCACUAUGCUGACUCAAUCGAUGGCUACUGAUCAAGAUGUCCUUCUCACUGGUUACUUAACCGGGUUCCUUCACAAAAAUCACAAAGGAAAAUGGUAUCCCGUUUGCGUGGCGUCCCACCAAUGGGCCAUUGACGCUUGUGCUGCUGAAACAGGCACACUAAACAGAGAACUCCCGAAGAUCGAGGCCAAGAUAAUUCCCCAGGGCAUGAAUCACGGCCCCUAUCUCAUAGUGACACCGACAAAUGAAGCGGAGCUUAUACCCAGUUGUAACAAUCAAGCACUCUUUGUCGAGUGUCCAACAAUUCCCUGUGGCACUCGAGUUACAUCUCAAAAUCGUUUCCGACCUUUUGGUAUGUACGAGGAUUCACUCGUUGCCUCGGCACUUGGUGGAAGUGUCCCAGCGUCUGCCGCUUAUACAAUCGCAGUGAUUCAAAAAUUGAGGGAUGCUAUGAAUACAAUGGCGACGGAAGAUACGAAUAGUAGGAAUUGUAGAGGCCGUCGUGGAGUACUUGAAUACCUCGGGCCAACUUCAAGGGCAAGACAGUCCUUGCUGACUACGGCAGACUUGUCGGAAUACAAGACCAAAAUUAUGCAAGAAUUGGAUGAAACUCUCAAUACUUUGCUCGAAGAGCAGAAGAAGAAUUCAGUAAUUACUCAAGGUCCUCCAGAUAUAUUGGAAAAGGAACAGUGGGGAAGGACCGCGGGUGUGCGUCCUCUCAACACGGAGAACCCCAAAACCAGUGUAGGUAAUGCAACAAGUGAUUCGCCACCAAACUUUAGGAUCGUUGGGGGAAGAACCAGCCAACCUCAGGCCUGGCCAUUUCUCGUAGCUGUAUACAAGGAUGGAUAUUUUCAUUGUGGAGCUGUUAUCCUUGAUGAUCAAUGGAUAAUGACUGCUGCACAUUGUGUUGAUGGACACAAGACACAUUUUUAUGAGAUUCAGGCGGGUUUACUACGUCGAUAUUCCUACUCUCCAAUGGCUCAAUCUCGUCGCGCUCGUUACAUUGUCCCUCAUCCGGCAUAUAAUCGAGCAACUAUGGUUAACGAUAUUGCACUUAUUAAAUUAAACGAACCUCUGCGCUUCAAUCGCUGGAUUCGACCGACUUGUUUACCUGAAGAUGGGUGGAAUUUUCAUCCCACACCUCAAACUACUUGCAUUACCAUUGGAUGGGGUGCUACGGUAGAACAUGGACCUGAUCCUGACGAUUUGAGAGAAGUUGAAGUUCCAAUUCUUCCUCAAUGUAAACACAAUGCGGAUCGUAUCGGUGAAGAAAUUUGCGCGGGAGUAUCCCAAGGGGGUAAAGAUGCAUGCCAGGGUGAUAGUGGUGGACCUCUCAUGUGCCAAUAUCCAGGCUCCAACGAUCGAUGGUAUACCGCUGGAGUUGUAAGCCAUGGUGAAGGUUGUGGACGACAAAAUGAGCCCGGGGUGUAUACCAGAGUCAGUAAAUUCAGGAAUUGGAUCGAUGGUAUAAGAACUUCCUUCAUGCCACGAAAUCAAGUACAAACAUUUUCAUGCCCUGGUUUCGUCUGCAACGGAGGCCUCGGUAAAUGUCUCCCGGCUAACCGUCGAUGUAACGGCAUUGUCGACUGCCUCGAUGCAGACGACGAGUUCAACUGUCCUAAUCUGUCCGUUUUCGUCCAUUCUGAACAUUUGUUCAACUCUCCUCAAAGCCCCGAAAACUCAAAUGCCAACAACUACAAUCCAUCUCUAAGAACUUCGGUCACCGAAAGAUUACCCGAGUUCUUAUCAAUGCGGCCUACGCCUCUGCCAGAGCUAGCAUCCUCAUCUCCUGGAACUCGUCCAACACAGCCAUUGUUCCUAUCCUCCACACUCACACCACUACCAACGACUCCCAAAAUGGAAUCAACUGAGAAUGCAACAAAGCUUCCAAUACCAUCAUCAAGCCCUACCACACGUAUCCCUAGUCCUCCACCUAAUUUCCUUCCAGAAAUCUUCAACAAUUCAUCACAAUUUAGUUGCGCCAAAAUGCCACAAAUAAUUUCCCUUCACAAGCGUUGUGACAAAAACAUCGACUGCGAGGACGGCACCGACGAGAAGAACUGCACCUGCCGAGACAUCCUCUUACGCAAUAUUCCUUCAGCAAUCUGCGACGGUCACCUGGAUUGUUAUGACGGAAGCGAUGAGAAAAACUGUACCUUAUGCAGGGAUGAUCAGUUUACCUGCAGCAGAAGUGGCGCCUGCAUUCUCAAGUCUCAAGUCUGUGACACAGAAACUCAAUGCCCCCUGAAGGAAGACGAAUCUGAUUGCUUUACCCUGAGCAAUAACCAGCACAUUGUCUAUGAUUUUGAAAAUCGCACCUAUUUCAAUCGAGAAGGUGUGUUGACGAGAAUUACUAAUGGAAUUUGGAGGCCAGUUUGUUCUACCUAUGGUGGAGAGGAGGCACGUGAUGUAGCCUCGAGCAUCUGCUUUUACCUUGGUCUGAAAGACUAUGAGUUUGUGAAGAAUGUAACAGUUAUGAAUGAAACUCUGGAGACUAUACACUCAGUUCCAAAUAAUUUCGUCCCCUAUGAAUAUCUCGAAAUGCUGAUACCCCCGAAAAAUGGCUCGAAAACCUGUCAAGGAUUGUACGUAAAAUGUCAAACAGCUUUGACAACUUGGGUGGAGUCUCACAGGGUUGAACAUGUUCGCAAUAAGCCUGUGAAUACCUCUUAUCUAUUUCCCUGGGAGGCAGCCGUAUUCGUGGACGGUCAGUAUUACUGUCCAGGUGUUUUGCUGGAACACGCUUGGGUGAUAACGACUUCCAGAUGCACACAAAAUAUCAAACUGAAAAAUAAUUAUACUACUGUGGUUGUCGGACUAUCUCCAACCUUUCGGUAUGCGGAUGGGCCCCAUCAACAGGUAGUAGAGGUGAGCUCUAUAAGGCCUGUUGAUCCACAACGAUCGGAAGCUUCGUUACUUCAUUUGAAGACUCCUGUCAAUAUGACAAGGGGUGUCAAGCCAGUCUUUUAUGAUAAAUUGAUCUUUCCAUCGAGUGAAGAUGAUGAGUGUAUUUCAUUGGGAACUAACGAGGAAUUUGAGAGCACAAAGACUUUCUUCAAACCGGUUACUGUUGGUUGCCCUAAUUGUCACAGAUGCUAUGUUAAUGGCACUAGUGAAUUUUGCAGGAAUAAUGAGACUCAACAUUGGGAUGGAAUUGUUGUUUGCAGGGGCAAGGGUGGUUGGUAUCCAACUGCUAUUUUUCAAAAUAAAGAUAUGAUGUGCGGGUUCAAGACACCUCAGACUCUGACGAGUAUUGAUUAUUACAAUUCAUAUAUCACUCAGGCGAUGUAUGACCAGACUAAAGCUGUACAAGCGCCUGAGUGUGAGGGGUUGAGAUGUAGUACAGGAAAUUGUGUAGUUUGGAAAAAAAUUUGUGACGGUGUUGACGAUUGUAGGGAUGGGGAGGAUGAGGCCCAAGGGAGGUGUAAAGAAAAGAGGGCUAACUGUGAGAUAUCUGGGGGCAUUGGAUGUACUUGCGAUAGGACGGAGUUAAGAUGCAGUAGUGGACAAUGUAUCGGGAAAGAAAAAUUCUGUGACGGUAUUCGUGACUGCGAAGAUGGAAGUGAUGAGCCAGAAAACUGCACGUGUGGAGAGUAUCUGAAGUUGACGAUGCCGAGACUGGUCUGUGAUAAUGUUAGGCAUUGCUGGGAUAAAACGGAUGAGACUGAUGAGGAGUGCUUAUGUAAGGACUCGAGUUUCCAAUGUUUAAACCGGACAAUGCAAAAUGGACCUUGCGUACCACCCGAUUUCAUUUGUGAUGGUUAUAAUGACUGUGAGAAUGCGGCAGACGAGAAGAAUUGUAGAACACUCAAGGGGCAUAGAGACGAUCCGGAAGGGGUGGGCCAGGUUCUAAAACGCACUGCAGGUGUCUGGCAUUCAGAGUGUUUUCCUGCACCGAUUGAAUCCACAGAGGAUGCGAUCAAAAUCUGUCGCAGUAUGGAUUACGUCGACGGUGCUAUUUUGUCACGGAACGAGACCACAAAGUACGGUGAUGCAUUAACCCCGUCUUUCGAUAAUUUUUACACGGUUACUCUGAACAGCAAAAAUUCGUUACAUAUGAGAGCAGAUAAACCAUUGGUCGCCCUCCAAACUGCAAAAAAUGUUUGUCAUCGUGCCUUCGUCAGAUGCUCAUCCAAAAUUUUUAAAUAAGCGAUAACGUGUCCUUAGAAAUUUAUUGAUUAACUUUUCUUGCUCCUUUAUUGGCAUAUUUUUUACCGAAGAUAUUCUUUUAUUUAUAAAAAUUUGAAUUUCGAUGUUCACAAUUUCCAUAAGAUGCAAUAAACACCAAAAAAUUAUCAAUGAAAAUAACAUCGAUAAAAUGCUUAGACUAAGCCACGUGACUCUUGAUAAUGCGCAAAGACUUCAA
Diachasmimorpha longicaudata is the source of this 6564-nucleotide messenger RNA. RefSeq names its product serine protease nudel (gene ndl). Gene Ontology annotation, biological process: proteolysis. Bases 153 to 6347 code for a protein of 2064 amino acids. Lineage: Eukaryota; Metazoa; Arthropoda; Insecta; Hymenoptera; Braconidae. Gene Ontology annotation, molecular function: protein binding; serine-type endopeptidase activity. The record is from RefSeq and is a predicted model, not a curated record. The transcript is spliced from 12 exons.